This is a messenger RNA of Asparagus officinalis (garden asparagus), 1214 nucleotides long. RefSeq names its product probable glutathione S-transferase. Lineage: Eukaryota; Viridiplantae; Streptophyta; Magnoliopsida; Asparagales; Asparagaceae. Bases 1 to 1023 code for a protein of 340 amino acids. Gene Ontology annotation, biological process: glutathione metabolic process. The record is from RefSeq and is a predicted model, not a curated record. Gene Ontology annotation, molecular function: glutathione transferase activity. The transcript has 3 exons. Gene Ontology annotation, cellular component: cytoplasm.
AUGAUUGUGAUGAAGGACGUCAGAAGGAGUAACUUAUACUAUUUGCUUAGAAGCACGGUGAUUGAUAGAGCUCUGACGACUUCAUUGGAUUUGGCUAGUUUGGUGCUGGGGUAUUUGAUUGGUGAUGUCGUGCAUAGCUUGUUGAGGAGUGCUUUGACCUGCAGAUGGAAGUCCUUUGAGCAUAUUAGGAUGAGCAAGACCGUGGUGGAGUUUGGCACUUCUAUCCAUCAUUCGAGGGGUCAUCUGAGGGGUGUUCAAUCAGGUAUUUGGAGGCCUUCCAAGGAGGCAUCAUUGGGAGCUUACAGUUCCAAGCGAAUUAAAAUGGCGGAUAAUCAAGAAGUGAAGGUUUUAGGAUCAUGGGCAUGCUCCUUCACUCACCAAGUAGAGCUUGCUCUCAAACUCAAGGGAGUUGCUUAUGAUCACACUGAGCAAGAUGCCUGGAAAAAUAACCCAUUGGUUCUUGAUUCUAAUCCCCUAAUUCCCUUCUACAAGAAGGAUGUCCCUCUUCUCCUUCACAAUGGCAAACUAGUCCCGGAAUCGCUAUUUAUCCUUGACUAUAUUGAGGAUACUUGGAGUACUGGAUACUCCUUACUGCCUAAAGACCCGCAAGAAAAGGCUUAUGCGCGCUUAUUGGCAAAGUUCAUCGGUGACAAGAUUAUUCCAAAUUUUAGGAAAGCAUGCUGGCUUGAAGGCGAGGAGCAAAAAAGAGGCAUGGAAGAGACAAAGGAGAACCUGAAGAUUCUCGAGGGAGAGAUCAAGGGGAAGAAAUUCUUCGGAGGGGAUGAUAUUGGGCUCGUCGACAUUGCAGCAAAUUAUGUUGCCUUUUGGACCGGAGUUGUACAGAAAGUCACUGGAGUUAGUCUAAUCAAUGAAGAGAAUCACUCUAACCUCUUGAAAUGGUCUCAAAGGUUCUUGAGCUCCGAUGUUGUGAAGGGAACUUUACCUGAUCGCGAAGAAUUGACUGCUCUGUAUCAGGCUGCGAGAGAUGCCAUCUUAGCUAAGAAAGCUCUUUCCGCAAACUAGUUUCAUCAAAGCCAUGAAAGCUUUUGUUACGUGUGCUGUAUGAUUGAAUAAACGGGGACGGUUCCUCUACGUUGCCAGUCAAAUUCCUAUUGUCGAAUAAUAAAAGAUAAAGAUUUCUUAUUCAGUUCUAUUGAAUAGAGUUAUGAUAUUUGUAGUUUGUGCAAUCGUUACGGAAUAGAUGAUUUCCAUAU